CGCCGCGCGCCCUGCGGACUCGGCGUAGGGGUUGGCGCCGGUUCGGGUCCGGCCGUCGCGGGCUUACGGCGAGUGCGCCCUGCCCGCCCUCUCCGCGGCGCCCCGGCUCCCGUGCGCCGCCGCGGCCCAUGGGGAGAGUCGGCCGGGCAGGCCGGCAUUAAACUGGAAAGAUGUCCCUGUAUGAUGACCUGGGAGUAGAGACCAGUGAUUCAAAAACAGAAGGCUGGUCCAAAAACUUCAAACUUCUGCAGUCCCAGCUUCAGGUGAAGAAGGCGGCCCUCACACAAGCCAAGAGCCAGAGAACAAAACAGAGUACUGUCCUCGCCCCGGUGAUCGACCUAAAGCGUGGUGGCUCUUCAGACGACCGGCAGAUCGUGGACACCCCCCCACACGUGGCGGCUGGCCUGAAGGAUCCUGUUCCCAGUGGAUUUUCUGCAGGAGAAGUUUUGAUUCCUUUAGCUGAUGAAUAUGAUCCUAUGUUUCCUAAUGAUUACGAGAAAGUGGUAAAGCGCCAAAGAGAAGAACGGCAGAGACAGCGGGAGCUGGAAAGACAAAAAGAAAUAGAAGAGAGAGAAAAGAGGCGUAAGGACAGACAUGAAGCUAGUGGGUUUUCGAGGCGACCAGAUCCAGAUUCUGAUGAAGACGAAGAUUAUGAGCGAGAGAGGAGGAAAAGAAGUAUGGGCGGAGCGGCCAUUGCACCACCCACUUCUCUUGUAGAGAAGGACAAAGAGUUACCCCGAGAUUUCCCUUACGAAGAGGACUCAAGACCUCGCUCCCAGUCUUCCAAAGCUGCUAUCCCUCCCCCGGUAUACGAGGAACAAGACAGACCCAGAUCUCCGACCGGACCUGGCAAUUCCUUCCUUGCCAACAUGGGUGGCACGGUAGCACAUAAAAUCAUGCAGAAGUACGGCUUCCGGGAAGGCCAGGGUCUCGGCAAGCACGAGCAAGGGCUGAGCACCGCACUGUCGGUGGAGAAGACCAGCAAGCGAGGAGGCAAGAUCAUUGUGGGCGACGCCACAGAGAAAGACGCAUCCAAGAAGUCGGAUUCCAAUCCAUUAACUGAAAUACUUAAGUGUCCUACCAAAGUGGUCCUCCUACGGAACAUGGUUGGUGCGGGAGAGGUAGAUGAAGACUUGGAAGCUGAAACCAAGGAAGAGUGUGAAAAAUAUGGCAAAGUUGGGAAAUGUGUGAUAUUUGAAAUUCCUGGUGCCCCUGAUGAUGAAGCAGUACGAAUAUUUUUAGAAUUUGAGAGGGUUGAAUCAGCAAUUAAAGCUGUUGUUGAUCUGAAUGGGAGGUAUUUUGGUGGACGGGUGGUAAAAGCAUGUUUCUACAAUUUGGAUAAGUUCAGGGUCUUGGAUUUGGCGGAACAAGUUUGAUUUUAAGAACUACAGCACGAGUUAUCUUCGAUGGCCCUUACAUGAGCUGCCGGCUGAGCGGAGAAGAAACAGGCGACAGCCAGCCUGUGUGGCUGCUGGGUACAGAGACUCUUGGAAGGACUUCUGAGAUAUAUGUUGAUUGAUCCCUUUUUUAUUUUGUGGUUUUUUAAAUAUAGUAUAAAAAUCCUUUAAAAAAAAAAACACAAUCUGUGUGCCUCUCUGGUUGUUUCUCUUUUUACCACUUCUAAGGUGAUUACGUUUUUUUGCUAGGAUUUCAUGAUAAUUCUCAAGUGCUUCAGUGAGACAGCAUUUCUUGCACUAAAAAUAUCUAGAACGUUUUGGGAUAUGGGGUUGUAUUGUUACCCUUUUCUUUCUUUUUUGAUUCAUUUUAAUAAAACCUGCAAGUUCCUAAA
Prionailurus viverrinus (fishing cat) is the source of this 1789-nucleotide messenger RNA. It is a transcript of the gene RBM17, whose product is annotated as RNA binding motif protein 17. Bases 171 to 1376 code for a protein of 401 amino acids. Gene Ontology annotation, cellular component: precatalytic spliceosome. The transcript is spliced from 12 exons. Gene Ontology annotation, biological process: mRNA cis splicing, via spliceosome; alternative mRNA splicing, via spliceosome. The record is from RefSeq and is a predicted model, not a curated record. NCBI's taxonomy places the organism in Eukaryota, Metazoa, Chordata, Mammalia, Carnivora, Felidae. Gene Ontology annotation, molecular function: RNA binding.